CGAUUAAGUUCACCUAUUUGAGAGAGUGGGGACGCACUGUAGUUAAAAAAAAAAUCAUUAUCCGGCCCGAACAACAUUUCGACUUCAUCCAAUGAAAUUGUCAUUUGUCUGUAUUUUUCAUGCUUUUUAUAAAGAAUUUCACAGCCAAUGCUCUCUCUCUUCUAUUAUUUUUGGCUUGUAUGACAUGCCUAGGGUGACAAGUCACAAAGAAAAAUUAGUUACCGGCUCUCCCGGAGAUCUUUGCAUAGCUAUUCUAGCUUGCAUGAGAUUAUUUGAUAAGUUAAACUUAUUUGGAUUGUUUACACCACGGCGGAAAGGUGGAAGAGUAAGACCGUCAUCUGAAACUAUGUUUAAAGCACCGUUUUGGUCUCGGUUUGAUGUAGUGGACCUGUUAUAUACACGUCUGGGACAAUUUCUAUUGACACAAACCACUGCGCCUUUUAUUCUCUUUAUGGAGUCCCCUCUUCUAAGUACUUGCUUAGUGGUUGGUUCAAAGCACGAAGUGCAGGUAAUUGUUGAUUUGUAUUCGUCUACAGUCAUAAACUUGUCCUUUUCAAUUUUUCGAAGCUCGGCUAUAACUGGUUUUAUGCUUCUCCUACUAUGGCCUUUCAUAAAUGUGGUAACACCAGACCAAUUUCCCAAAAAUGACCAUAUGACAUUAUUAUUUUUACUUCCUAAAGAUGAAACCAGUUUUCUUCUAUGCCGGCUAAAAAAUACUUGAUAAAAUUGUUUUUUACGUAUUUUUCUAGAAACCUUCUUUUUUUCCAGAUAGUUCGUAUCCAGCUUCUCUCGCCUUUGUCGUUCUUGACUAUGCUUCGUGGAAAAUGUGGCAUGGUUUACAAUCUUCGCAGUGAAGUCUAAACUGAUU
Molecule: messenger RNA, 868 nt
Organism: Mucor mucedo
Lineage: Eukaryota; Fungi; Mucoromycota; Mucoromycetes; Mucorales; Mucoraceae
Exons: 2
Coding region: 92-721 (209 amino acids)
Source: RefSeq, a predicted model, not a curated record